AUUCCGGCGUUCCGGCCGCUGUCUUCUUCUCCGGUCAGUUUGGCUUGCCGGAACUUGGAGUGGAUAACUUUCCCGCGGCGCUUGUCUGGAUCCGCGUGCGAGCGGUCUGAGAUCUUUCCGAAGAGCGUGGAACGACGGCGGAACCGAUCAGUCGGAGAUCCUGAGUACGAAUGCAAACACCCGCAUUCGAUGGAAAGUAUGGCACAGGUAAACUAUAUAUAAGGUGUGAAGGUGGAUGUACCUUCUUCAGCAUGACUAGUUACUGCGAAACCUGUGCCUCCUUGGGGAGAAGAUAACAAAGAGAUACAAGGAAACUGACAAGGCUGAUGGCAGCAGAGAUGCAGAGGUUCGGCGCAAGUGAAGAAGAUGAUGAUGAAAUGGGGAUGGAUGUGAAGGAGGAAGAUGAUGAUGACGACGAAGAUGAAGAGAAGAACAUGGUAACCCCUAAUAUGGUGGGUGUGGAUGUUGGUGUUUUGUCAACAGGUGGUAGUAAUAGGUAUGUGCAUAAUCAGCAAUAUCAAGAUCCGCAAACUCCGCAGGUUGGAGGGGCUCGAAGGUGUAGGCCUCAGGAAGAGAAAGAGAGAACAAAGCUGCGGGAGCGACAGCGUCGAGCGAUCACAGCAAAGAUAUUGGCUGGGCUUCGUAGGCACGGCAACUACAAUCUUAGAGUCAGAGCUGAUAUUAAUGAUGUCAUUGCUGCUUUGGCUAGGGAAGCAGGUUGGGUUGUUCUUCCAGAUGGGACCACCUUCCCUUCCAGAGCACAGCAGAGCACCAGACCUACUGGUGGUGCACAAAACACAGCUGUGACUUCAUCUUCUUCGCAAAUGCCAGCACAACCUACUUCUCCUACUUCCUUGAGAGGCAUCUCCCCAGGCUAUAAAAGCACUGUUGAUUAUAGCUCAAGUCACUUGAAAGGUGUUUUUGUGCCCACUUCAUCUCCUUAUGAUGUAUCCUCCAGCACUAGAAGUCAAGCAUCAGCUAUGAUUGGGGAUGGAGGAGAGCUACCGAAUGAUCCUCUUCUUGGAGGUUCAAUUGAUUCAGUUGACACCACGCAGGUUGUUGACAUGCCGUCAAAACUACAGGAGCGGGAUUUUUCGGGUACCUCUUAUGUUCCAGUAUAUGCUAUGUUGCCAUUGGGUGUCAUUAACAUGAAAUGCGAGCUUGUUGAUCCAGAUGGUCUAGUGAAGCAAUUGAAAAUCCUGAAAUCAAUGCACGUUGAUGGUAUUAUGGUUGACUGCUGGUGGGGUAUAGUUGAAGCGCAUGCACCUCAGGAGUACAACUGGAAUGGUUACCGGAGGUUAUUUCAAAUGGUGAAGGAGCUGAAGAUGAAGCUGCAGGUUGUUAUGUCCUUUCAUGAAUGUGGAGGUAAUGUUGGGGAUGAUGUGUGUAUUCCCCUGCCUCAUUGGGUCGCUGAAAUCGGUCGAAACAAUCCAGACAUAUUUUUCACGGAUAGAGCUGGAAGGCGGGACCCAGAAUGCCUGUCUUGGGGGGCUGAUAAGGAACGAGUUUUAAGAGGACGAACUGCUAUAGAGGUCUACUUUGAUUACAUGAGAAGCUUUCGGGUUGAAUUUGAUGAGUUUUUUGAGGAUGGUGUCAUAUCUAUGAUUGUAGUUGGACUUGGUCCAUGUGGAGAGCUGAGAUACCCUUGUAACCCUGUGAAGCAUGGUUGGAGAUACCCUGGCAUUGGUGAAUUUCAGUGCUAUGAUCAAUAUAUGCUGAAAAGCCUGCGGAAGGCUGCUGAAAUUAGAGGGCACUCUUUCUGGGCUCGAGGACCAGAAAAUGCUGGUUCUUACAAUUCACUGCCCCACGAAACAGGAUUUUUCUGCGACGGGGGUGACUAUGAUGGUUACUAUGGCAGGUUUUUCUUAAGUUGGUAUUCUCAGGUUUUAGUUGAGCAUGGUGAUAAAGUGCUUUCUCUUGCCAAGUUAGCUUUUGAAGGGACACAAAUUGCUGCAAAGCUGUCCGGCAUGCACUGGUGGUACAAGACAGCUAGUCAUGCUGCUGAAUUGACUGCUGGAUUUUAUAAUUCCAGCAAUCGUGAUGGCUAUGCUGCUAUCAUGGCAAUGCUGAAGAGGCAUGGUGCUACUCUAUGCCUUACAUGUUCUGAAAAGAGCAUGAUGAAUCAGAACACUGACCUCUCUGAGUCCUUGGCUGAUCCUGAGGGAUUACUUUGGCAAGUUCUGAAUGCUGCUUGGGAUGCCAGUAUAUCUGUUGCCAGUGAAAAUUCUUUUGCAUGCAACGGCAGAGAAAGGUUUAGUUAUUUAUUGGAGAAGGCAAAGCCCAUCAGUGAUCCCGAUAGGAGGCAUUUUUCUUCUUUUACCUAUUUGAGGCUUAGCCCACUUCUCAUGGAAAGACCGAACCUCAUUGAAUUUGAACGGUUUGUCAAGAAGAUGCAUGGGGAAGCUGUUCUCGAGUAUCAGACGUAGUUUCAAGUUUGAGAGUAAGAACACUGACUUAGCUUUCUAAUAUAGCACGUACUACCUACACAUUGUAAAGGAACGAACUAAACGAUUUUUAAAGGACUGGUCGAUGGUAUCCAGAGUGUGCUAAGUUAAACCAUAUAGAAAUCAGUCCAUGGAAUUGAUUUUAAUGUAAUCUGUAUGUAUGGAAGAAAACUGUGCAAAUUAACUUGUACAGAAUGGGGAAUAUAUAUAUAUAUGCUUCAACUCUAGCCA
This is a messenger RNA of Salvia miltiorrhiza (redroot sage), 2675 nucleotides long. Its product is annotated as beta-amylase 7. The transcript has 11 exons. Gene Ontology annotation, biological process: polysaccharide catabolic process. The record is from RefSeq and is a predicted model, not a curated record. Gene Ontology annotation, molecular function: beta-amylase activity. Bases 327 to 2426 code for a protein of 699 amino acids. Lineage: Eukaryota; Viridiplantae; Streptophyta; Magnoliopsida; Lamiales; Lamiaceae.